AUCGAUCAUAACGAAAUUCCAAUGCAUUGUGAAAAGUGUGAGACGAAGAAAAUGUGCACGUUGGACAAGAAAGGCGAGGUCUUCAUCCUCACGCUAACUGGGCCGGGUGAGCAUAGGCUCAACCCAACUCUACUGGACGCAAUCCAAUCCGCUUUAAACACCGUCCGAGCCGCCGCCACGUCAUCCUCCGUAGCCCUGAUCACCACCGCACACGGCAAAUUCUUCUCCAACGGCUACGAUCUGGACUGGGCCGGGUCGGACAAAGCCCGAGGCGAGCUCAUGACCUCGAAGCUCCGGGCGGUCGUGGCCGACUUCAUCUCCCUCCCGUUGCCGACCAUCGCCGCAGUCACCGGCCACGCCUCCGCCGCCGGCUUCAUCCUCGCGCGGUGCCACGACUACGUUCUGAUGAGGAAGGACAGGGGGUUCGUCUAUAUGAGCGAGAUGGACAUCGCGCUGGUGAUUCCAGCUUGGUUUCACGCGCUGAUUAAGAACAAGGUCGGAUCGGCGGCGGCGCGGCGCGAUUUGAUGCUCAGAGCGGAUAAGAUGACGGCGGCGGUGGCCGUGGAGAAGGGGAUUGUUGACUCGGCGGUUAAUGGCGCGGAGGAGACUGUUGAGGCGGCGGUUAGAUUGGGGGCGGAGUUGGUUAGGAGGAAAUGGAAGGGACACGUGUACGCUCAGAUUCGCGUUGACUUGAUGUCGGAGGUUUUGGCGGAAAUCCGAAACCAUGACAGUACAAGAUCCCGUCUGUAGCAACUGGGUCGGGUCGGGUUGCAUGUCUUUUCUUAUGCCGGCCCUAACAGUCAUUGGAUUUAAUGGUUGGAUUCAAUAAAUAUGGGCUUUGUUGGAUUUACUUUUGUCUUUUGUAAUCUGUUCAAUUCUUGUAACAUUAUCAUGGGUCAAAAAUAAUGAUGGCUGAGUUGAGAUGAAAAUUCUUUUUAUACAUUGACAGUGGAAGUGAAAAAACAAAUUUAGCA
This is a messenger RNA of Rosa rugosa (rugosa rose), 974 nucleotides long. Its product is annotated as enoyl-CoA delta isomerase 1, peroxisomal-like. Lineage: Eukaryota; Viridiplantae; Streptophyta; Magnoliopsida; Rosales; Rosaceae. The transcript has a single exon. The coding region runs from base 22 to 750 and encodes 242 amino acids. Gene Ontology annotation, cellular component: peroxisome. Gene Ontology annotation, molecular function: enoyl-CoA hydratase activity; delta(3)-delta(2)-enoyl-CoA isomerase activity. Gene Ontology annotation, biological process: fatty acid beta-oxidation. The record is from RefSeq and is a predicted model, not a curated record.